This is a messenger RNA of Penicillium cosmopolitanum, 456 nucleotides long. RefSeq lists its product as uncharacterized. The coding region runs from base 1 to 456 and encodes 151 amino acids. The record is from RefSeq and is a predicted model, not a curated record. The transcript is spliced from 2 exons. NCBI's taxonomy places the organism in Eukaryota, Fungi, Ascomycota, Eurotiomycetes, Eurotiales, Aspergillaceae.
AUGCUACCAUCGAAUACACUUGGCGGAAGGCAGGCCGAGCAGUACUCCAAAGGCUGGAAUGAGGUCUUGGAGAAAGCAGACUCGGCCCAAGGGAUAUUGCAGGACUUCCAGGUUUUGAAAAUUCGGUUGCAAAAUUCUUUAAACCCGCUUGAGGUGGACUGGAGCUCGCCACUCGACAAUAUAAAUGCAUUCCUAGAGCAGUUGCAAUGGAACGACGUCCCAGCUCUCGCGGAACUCGUAUCGAGCAAAGAUGUUGCUCUGCUUAGAGAAUAUGCGCAAACCGCAUUUGCCGAUGAUGGGGCCCAGGCGCGUUCCAUCUUGGGCUUCCGAUGGAAUCAGCUGAUGACUGAGGUGAAACAGUGCAUGGCUGCUGAGAUCGGGCUGGAAUCUCAGAUUGAUAGCCUUGAUCAGGUGUUUUUAAACGGACCUACCUUCGGUCCCAGCUCUGACGGAUAA